AUGCCGUCUCAAAGGUCUGCCGUACAUAAAAGCAAUGGGGCGCGCCGGCGAAAGACCUCUUCGGCUUGUGAGUCAUGUCGCGAAAGGAGGACUCGCUGCGACGGACAGAAGCCCAUCUGUGGGUCUUGUGCUCAACGGUCGAACGUGGCCGGUUGGUGUGCUUACAGACGUAUCGGCCGCCUUAUGGAUAAUGAAGAAUACCUUCAAGUUCUGCUUUGUCAUAUUCGUGAACUUGAGGAGGCGUGUGAACAGGCGGGAAUUCCGGUGCCUACAUUUGAGCCGCAGGACUCAUCCCUGGAGUCUGAGGGAGAAGAACCCCCUUCACCGGUUCUGAAGUCUCCAUUCAAUCCUCCCGCAGGUUUCCCAGAUCAUGGACAUAUUCCCGCCUUCCCGCCUCCAAUAAAACCGGAGACCUUUCCUUCCCUUCUGACAAACCCGCAGGAGGGCGACGUGAAUAUUCUGGGACCCGUUAGCAUUAACCCUAUUGGUAGUAGUGAAGGCUUCCUGAAGCAGCUGAAUAUGCUCAGCAGUCCGCCUACUGCGUGCCUAAUGCGUCUUUUAGCUCAAGGCCCUACGAUGAGCGAUAUCCCUUAUGGUCCUGCCCGUUCCCAAUUAGAUGGGUUUUUCCUCCCACCGCGGGAUCUUGCUGAUCAUCUCCUGGGAUGUUUCUGGGAUCGGGUUUACUGUCUUUAUCCCUUCUUUGACCGACCUAGCGUUCAGGACGCAUACGAGAGUCUCUGGAUAUCCUGUGACAAACAGGAUGCAAAGCCGAGUAAACUCAACAUUGGGCUGGGCGGAAAUUCGGACUGUGGCCCUCGGUCGCCGGUUUUUAUUUGUGCACUGAAUAUGAUGUUUGCACUUGGCUGCCACUUUGCCGAUAUUUCGGUCCCAGAUCGAAACGACAUAGCCCACGCUUUCUUCCUCAGAGCUAGGCAGCACAUUGGGCUGGAUGUGCUUGAUAUACGCACCGUUGGAGCCGUCCAGACUCUUUUAAUGGCUGCAUUGUAUCUCCAAAGCAUACCAGAUCCGCACAAGUCCUCUGAUAUGAUCGGAGUCGCUUGCCGGAUUGCCCAAGCGCUGGGGCUCCAUGAAAGCCAGCCAGACGACUUCAAGGAUCCGCUGGAGUUGGAGAUUCAGCGUCGCACCUGGCAUGGAUGUGUGAUGAUGGAUACGGUCGUGAGUAUGGCUCAUGGCAAGUCGAGUAUGACGUCUGCUUUGCCUACCAUACCACUGCCAGGAGCAGUGGAUCUUACCUCUACAGACACGAAGGGCCCGUACUUGACAGCCUUUUACGUCUCUAGUAUAGAGCUGUAUAGCAUUCUUGGCAGUAUCUUGUCACAUGUUUCCAAGGCACGGUGCGAUCGAUCGAGCACCUCGGCCAGCUCAGCAACCGUCCAACAGGACACACUGGAUGCCAUCAUUAAGCUGGAAGGAAGGCUAUCCGAAUACGAGUCCGAUCUCCCUUCAGUUCUCCGUUGGAGACAGCCAUACAAUCCAGCGACUGACCUUCUUCGGCUGUCCACUCUAAGGCGUCAGAGAAAUGUUCUGCAUGCAAGGUUUCUGUAUAUGCACCUUCUGCUCUACCGCCCGGCCUUCACCCAACUGUGUUCUGAAGUACUGGCUGAAGAGGAUUCCGAGAUCGACCCGAGCGAACUUACCCCCAGGACGCUCUAUUCACCGAUGUUGUCGAAGUGUGCGGCCGACUGCACAAAAGCGGCGAUCGACAUGAUCUCCCUGAUCUAUGACAACUACCAAACAUCAACUACCGAUACUUGGUGGUACAAUAGUUUCUACACUACGACUGCGGGCAUGGUCCUUGUAAUGGCCUAUACAUGCCGACCCGCCCUACCCGACAUCGAGAGGGCUACCAUCAAUGAAUCCUGGCGCAAGUGCGAACAAAUCUUGCAGUACAUGAUCCCGUAUAAUUUCUCCGCGAGGAAUACACUACUUUUUCUCCGGGCAGCUCACGGUCGGAUUGUCUCCUACCUCGAGGAGGGAAGUGAGACGGACGCCAACGACAUGGGCCCUGGUUCGAACCAAGUAAGUGGUGUCGAGAACCCUUUCGCCGAAGAUUCAGACAACCACUUCAGCGGUGCAAACUGGCUGGGCAGUGCAGUGGCGAUGGUUGGACUGGGGCUUUUAUGCCCGGCCGAUUUUAAAUGGUUCCAGGGAUGGUUGGCAGAGGAAUUACCCUAA
Molecule: messenger RNA, 2196 nt
Organism: Aspergillus alliaceus
Lineage: Eukaryota; Fungi; Ascomycota; Eurotiomycetes; Eurotiales; Aspergillaceae
Product: Zn(II)2Cys6 transcription factor
Exons: 5
Coding region: 1-2196 (731 amino acids)
Biological process (GO): positive regulation of transcription from RNA polymerase II promoter by galactose; DNA-templated transcription
Cellular component (GO): nucleus
Molecular function (GO): zinc ion binding; DNA-binding transcription factor activity, RNA polymerase II-specific; RNA polymerase II cis-regulatory region sequence-specific DNA binding
Source: RefSeq, a predicted model, not a curated record